Molecule: messenger RNA, 312 nt
Organism: Pipistrellus nathusii (Nathusius's pipistrelle)
Lineage: Eukaryota; Metazoa; Chordata; Mammalia; Chiroptera; Vespertilionidae
Source: the annotation of a GenBank genome assembly
AUGGCAGUUAAAGCACAUGUCAGUUCCUCAGACAUCCUUCUGCAAAACCUUCACACACAUUUCAAGCCCAUCCUUUUCUCUUCUGUACAUAUUUGUGCUGUUGGAGGCAACAAAGGAGGCCCACCCUCGGACCCCGACAGGCACAUGUGGAGACUGCCCGCCCCCCCGCCUGGGAUGGAACACCGACACCCACCUUCUAAGUGUCUCAUGGUGGCUAAGUGGAGGCCUCCCAUUGACCAACAUGCCAGCUGGAUGGAAAAUGCCUUCACGUGGACACAGCCCCUGUUCGAAGACAAUUUAUCUUGUCUGUAA